AUUUUUAUUAUGUCGCAUUCUGACAGGAGUUUUCACUAGAAAAGAUACAGUGCAUUGUAAGAAUAUAGUAAAACAUGUUAUUUUAAUCCAAUGACCCAACGAAACAUAUAUUCGAAUCUCGAGACGCGAGUGGGAAGGUUGAAUUAAUCAUAAACCAACGAUUAAAUUUCUAUGUUCCGUUUUCGUCUACUGAAAGUUGACAGAAAUUUUGUCUGCAGUGCCGCAUAAUCCGCUCAAUAUUUGCAUUGGAACUGCACAGGAUAGACUAUGUUUCGGCCCAACAGGAAUCAAAAAGGAGUAAAGGGAAAAAUUCUUGACCCUGAUAUAGAUUUUUCCAAGGCAAAAAGUGUUCACAGCAUAUCGUCCUGGUGGGGUAUUGGUGGAAUUUUCAUCAUUCUCUUCAUUGGCAAUCUGACUAGUUACACUAAUUCACAUUUACCAGAUGCCCUCCGCAACGCUCACCUGGUAAAAUAUCCAAAUGCCUUUAUCGCUGAGCGAGCCUACAAAGAUUUAAAGAUCUUGAAUGAUUUCGGGCCAAAGCCUACCGGAAGUUACGCCAACGAGAUUCUCGCGGUAGACUUCCUGCUACGAGAAAUAUCCUACAUCGAUCAGUUAAGGAACAAGAAUCAGCAUAUCGCAGUUGAUAAACAGGUCGUAUCCGGUGGUUAUGUUGGCGUCUAUAUGAACAAAUCCGCUGCCAGCGUAUACCGCAAUGUUCAGAAUGUGGUUGUCAAGCUGGUUGGGAAAAAGCAGGACGACGCGCUACUACUGAAUUGUCACUUCGAUUCUGUUGCAAACAGCCCAGGGGCCAGCGAUGAUUUGUCCGGCUGCGCAGUGAUGCUAGAAAUUCUACGAGUUUUGUCCCGGCAAGCCGAACGCAAUCGGUUUUCGAUAAUAUUUCUUUUUAAUGGCGCAGAGGAAACUCCACUACAGGCAUCCCAUGGUUUCAUCACGUCACACCAAUGGGCCAAAGAAGUACGAGCGUUCAUCAAUCUAGAAUCUGCGGGCUCUGGCGGCAAAGAAAUGCUGUUCCAAAGUGGACCGAGGAACCCUUGGUUGAUAGAAAUGUACGCUAAGGCUAUUAUGUAUCCCUAUGCUCAGGCAGCAGCCGAAGAGGUGUUCCAAUCGGGCGUAGUUCCUUCAGAUACAGAUUUUCGCGUAUUCCGUGAUGCGGGUGGUAUACCUGGAAUGGAUUUCGCGUAUACUGCUAACGGUUAUCGGUAUCACACGACGUACGAUUCUAUCGAUUAUAUUCCAAUGGCAGUACUGCAACGUACCGGGGACAAUAUAUUGUCCCUUACCAAAGCGAUUGCCAAUUCUGAAAACCUUGCCAACCCUCACCAAAAGUCGGAACAUACGGUAUACUUCGACUUUCUGGGACUGUUUUUCAUUUCGUACUCGGCAGAAGUGGGGCUUAUGAUCAAUUUAUCAGUAGUACUACUAUCAAUUAUUAUCCCGUUUUUGUCACUAGCUCGAUCAACAAGUGGCACUCAUGGGAAACAAAUUCGCUCCGAAACAGUAGUAGGGUUUGUGGCAACAUUGGUCGGAGUGGUUGUUAGUGGAUUGGUCUGCUUUUUUAUUGGAUACCAGCUUGACUUGAUAGGGCGUUCCAUGUCUUGGUAUUCGUCCACGAACCUAGUUCUGGGGGUGUACUGCUGCCCAGCAUUGCUCUUCCAGUGUCUAACACAUAUGUUGUGUAGCAAAAUAUUGGGAAGCAAAACGACACCACUUAGCCUCGCACUAAAAGUUCAAGCUCGCUUGAAUGGUGUGAACUUAUUCUGGGGAAUGCUAACCCUAGGCAUUACUUUCACAGGCUACCGAAUAGCGUACAUAUUUAUGGUCCUUAUCUUCUUCUCACUCCUAUCGAACACCCUGAUCUCGAUGUUCGGUGUGCAAAACUCUGUUCACAAGUGGCUUUAUAUACAUUUGCUCUUCCAAAUAUUCGCCAUCCUAUGGAGCACUCAGUUCUACCAUAUGGUACUGAACCUAUUCAUUCCAAUAACCGGUCGCAUAGGAGCAUCGAUCAAUCCGGAUUUGAUAAUAGGAGCCAUGGCGACCUGUCUCACGUUGCUCUCAACCAGUUAUAUGACUCCGUUGAUAUUUCUACUGAAAAAGACCGACAAACUCAUCGGAGAGCUGGUAGCAAUAACAUGUAUCGCUUUAUUGCUCGCUUCAUCCACCCAUAUUGGAUUCCCCUACAGAGACGAUAGCUUGAAGGCUCCUACCGUUCAGAGGCAUUAUAUAACGCAUACGCUUCGAACGUUCCACGACUACAACGGUGGAGUUCGAUACACCGAUUCUGGGUAUUUACUUCAAGAACUUGACCGCAAUGCUAAGAAGACGAUCGAGGGAAUAGCAAUGCCCGAUGGGAUCACUCCAAUGCGUGAAAUAGUAACUUGCGAGAAGGAAUUAUUCUGUGCUAUUCCUUUCUACUCCAUAUGGCACCAGGUGUUGUUCGAAAACUAUUGGAUUCCAUCGCCGCCACCGAUCAUACAUACAUCGGUGAAGUGUUUGCUGAGUGGUAAAGAUAAGAUUUCCGAGAACGAGUAUCGAUUGCAACUGACGCUGCACGGAGACCACCAGUGUGCAUUGGUUAUUGGUCCAAAAGCUGGAGCUUCGCUCGUCAACUGGGAUUUAGUGGACGAGCUGCCCAAUCCCAUCGAAUUCAAUAGCCAACGCGGGUAUUUCGUACUUAUAAGCAGUGGGCUUAAUCCCGUUCCACUAAAUUUCACGUUACAUAUGAGACAUGAAAUUUCAAAUUAUGAUGGUCCAUUGGUGGAUCUAACCGUGACAACAACGUUUUGGGAGCACCAAAAGCAGCACACGCCUGUUUUUAACAAACUGUUGGCUCGUGUUCCGACAUGGGCCCAUGUUGUUCCUUCUGUAGCCGCUGUCAAUAGUUAUAUAUUCUAACUUUAGGUUAUAAUUUAAUCUAAACAGAAUAUUGUUUCCAUGUUCAAAGAUUAUGACAACCUCAAAUGGUUUGAAUUAGAAUGUAUUUAUGAGUAGACGCUUUAGAUGCUCUUCCUCAGUAUGUUGAGUCAAUAGAUACAUUCAUCCCAUUUUUGAUACUUUGCAGAUAGUAUAUACUCGAGUCGAUAGCAGAAGAGGUAACACAACUUCACGUCUAAUCUAAGGACACUUAUAGUUGAGCCAUUUGCUUUCGAGACUUGAGCCAUUUUUUCCGUACGUUAGUUCUAGAAAGUAGAAACACGCACUAUCGUUUUGUUGUGUGUGUUUUUUUUUAUUAUUUGAUUUUAAGAGGCGUAGCACUUAAGGCUUUUGCCUCGCUGUAACAUCUAGAGCUGAUUAAAUAACCCAGUGGUCUUCAAAAAUUGUAUAAGCUUUGUUUCGUUAUCGGUUUCUUGGGAUAGGUUGUCGUGCUGAGAAUGACUCAGACGAAAUUGUUGUCGAUGUUCUUCCUAGGCUCUACAUUCGGCGAGCAUGUGUUGAACAGUGAGCUGCACUCCGCAGGUGAUACAAACUGGCUGUUCAGUUUUACCGCAAAAGUGCUGGGGUGACAUUACGCAUUUCGAAACGAGUGAUUUUUGUUCCUUCCGACCAUUUUGACAUGCCUUUAACCAGCUUUGUUUACGAACCCAAAUAUUUUACAUUUCUCUAUGAGACAAAUUUUGCUCUAAAUCUUGUACACCGAAAAUAUGAACUUGAAAAAUAUUCAUAAUUCUGAAACCAUUUCGAUUUGAGUUCGAAUUUUCUCGAAACGAGUUACUCGUUUCGAAAUGCGCAAUGCCGACCCUGAUCUCUUUAUAUUUCCAAAUGUUAGCCAGUCGGUCUGCCAGUUCGUUUCCAUGAAUACCGACAUGACUGGGAACCCAAACAAGUGUGAUCACCUUAUUCACGGCGUGAGUUUCGGCUGCUUGAAUGAACGAGUGUUUGCUUCUCCCACAUUCUAUUAUGAGAAGUGCACUGGCUGAAUUCGAAAAAAAUGCCUUGGUCCCAUCUGCUCUGCUAAUUCCGUAUGAUAAGAUGUAGAUGUGAACACACUUGUUGAUGACAACACUUCUCAUACGAAUAUCGCGGGCUCAUUGGCUACUUUGAUGUACGAGCAUGUUUCACUCAUACGGAUCUCUUUUCACAGUAUCCCUUCCAUUCGAUUGAAUAACCCCACCUUCAUGCAAGCCGCUUGUCAUGCUGUUAUUUGAGAUUUACGUGUGAUCCUAUCAAUUGAACUAGUGACCGACACUCAAUUGACACCUGAUAAUGCCUUGGUUUGUCUUCAUACAAAAACAGAGGAACAACUGGUGAGAGUGAAUUUCUUAUUUCUUUUAUUCUUACGCUCCUCGCAUUACUGUGAGAGUAAGGUAAGGUUACUCAUGUAAAACAUGAGUAAGGGGCAUUAGGAAAUGCUCUCCCAUCACCUGCUCUGUGUAUGCCUUGCUUAUAUGACAGUGAAUGAACCGAAAUAAUGCUUCAAUGCGGAAAGCUCAGGUUUUGAGAAUGAAUUAUUUGUUUUCGUUCGGCCAAAAACAUUCAUCACAUUCAAAUGAGAAGGGAGAGCGUUCGUUUGACAAUGAACCCUUUCGGAUAUCAGUUGACAAGGUUAGCCAAAUUCAAGCGAUCGAGUAAUGCUUUGUGACAAAUGGUAUUCUUUGUCAUUUUCGUCGGUUUCUUUCGAUUGAGCCUGAAUUUUCACCGCACUGGCUGUGAUUCUUCUCAGAUCACCAGGAGGAUGCUGCAUGGCUUUUUUAAGCAGUUUUCUACGUCGUUUCAUUGCCGCUGCACAUGCUGGAUUCCACCAAUAUGCAUAUCUUUUAGGACGAUCAAGCAUGGACCUUAGAAUGGUGAUCGACGCUGAUUCAACAAUAAAGCGGGAGAUGGCGGAAAUAUCCAUGGAACAAUUGUGACAAUUGAACAUUUUGUUUCCGAAGAGUACCCAGUUGGUCAAACGCAUAUUAAAUCUGCUUCGGCCAGUUACUCUGGCAACUGUGGAAUCCAGUUCAAUGAGGGUUGGAGGGUGGUCGCAGUUCGCAGGGUCUAAGGGGAUUUUUCAGGUGAGUCUACUGACCAACGAGUGCGACGCGAAAUUGACAUCUAUAGCAGUGUUGGCAUUACCGACAGUAUCGAUACGGGUGUGUGUUCCAUUGUUUAGUGGUGUCAACUCGUUUUCGCAGGCCGAUUCAAAAACUCUGUUACCAGUGUUGUUGGAUCCCAGGUUGUCCCAGGACAAAUGUCUGCCGUUGAAAUCACCGACGAACACAGCUCUUCCAAAAAUCUGUUCGGAAAUGCCCAUCAGUGCGCAGAGCACUGUGUGUGUUGUUGUAUACGCAGACGGUUUUCCCAAUUCCAGCAGACGCCGAACGAACGUUAUCGCGUCGAACGCGGCUAGUAAACGGAGGAGUGGAGGAGAAGUUACAUCAAUCGUGGCCAGAGGGAAAGAUUUUUCUGAUUGUGUUGGAAACUUGCCUGUGGUGCUUCCAGUUGCCUGAUAUCAGCAAGCACCGAACGCACGUCGGGGUGCCCCGGAUCAUGUCCGGACGCGGCUGGCAAGGGGCUACGAGGGAGAAAAGAUGCUAAAAUGUUUGCAUCCAAAGAAGCAUUCGGGAGUUUUCGUUAAUUGUACCAUUUCCGUGCCCGUUAUCAUUGCCGUGUCGGAUAUCUUCGUCGGAAUUGGUGAAUCUACUCGAAAUUAUCACCGGAAUUUUUUCCGGCUUCGGUUUCGUCUUCAGUGCCGCUUAAAUACAUAGAUACUGAUGCUUGGGUGUUGGUUGGUGAAAAAUCGUGCAUGAUUCGAUAAGCUUCCUUAUGCUUCCGCAUUGUUUCUCGCAAUAUAGGGGAAAUACGGCCAAGCUUUGUACCUUGUGAUUCAGUGUCCGUUGACAGGGUUGUGAAUAUGUUGAUCGAUGACAGUGCUUUGUAGCGAUGUAGAAUCUUCAAUGAGGGAACUGAUGCCGAUCGAGAGUGACAUGCUGUUUAGACUUAUCUGCAGUUGUCGUUCCUUUUUCGCUUGUUUUUUUGAGAGUGGCUGAGAUUUUUGUGCUUGCUGUUGUUUCUGCGUUUGAUGAGGUUUUUGCUGUUCUUGAGACUGCUGUAUUUCCUGGUUUUAAGAGGCUAUUCGCCGUUCCGCUUUUAGAAUGUACUCCCGCAAACUUUCUCUUUCGUUUUCAGCUUUUUCCUUUGCCUUAAAUGUGCUAUCGAAUUUUUGUUGCAGAUUCCUCAACGAGCUUUUCAAUUCAUCGAUCUCAUAUUCCUGAAUUUGCAUUCUUCGGAGAACGUUGUUGUCGUUAAUUUUGGGAGGACUUUCUCUAGACAGCAUAACGUGCUUGAUUCCAGUUGAGAUUGUUGUCAACCUUAUAUUUGAUGAUAACUUCCUCUUCACGGUAUUUUGAACAAUGUCAACUGUUGCAGCUGUGCGCAUUUGACGAUUCUUUCGUAACUUCUCCGUCACAAUUGGCUCAGGGUAGUGUGCACAUUUAAACUCCCGUGUGCAUGGCGUGCAUGGUGCCUGCUGGUUAUUUUCAUGAGAACCUGCGCAUUUGUGCAUUUUAUUAAGCGGGUAAGAGAAAACGUUUCUCGGCAUAUUUUUUGGCCAUGUCCGUAGCUGCUACAGCGUCUGCAUAUUAGAGGGGACGGACAGUAAGCCAGGCAUUCAACUCUUAGCCACCCAAUAUCUACGUAGUCGGGGCGGAUUGCAGAAGAAAACGUGAGGACAACAUUACCGCGAAAUUCACUGGUUUUUGUCUUUUGAUUAAAUGUUGAGAUAGAAAAAAACAUCGAAAACACCUUGCGAAGCUUGUUCGGAUAACAAUUUUCCUUAGACACUAAUUUCACUUCAGGACAAUAGAUUUUUCCUUGUGUUCGAUUUAUCGCAGGAUGUAUAAUAACCUCGAUACUUGUAUUAAGCUGUUUGAGAGAAAAUAAUCCUUCCGCAAUGACAGGAGACAUGGUUUGUAGAAGGUAGCGUUUCCCUUCAUCUUCAGCGCUGACCGAAAUACGAUUGCGGAUACUGUCCAAUUUCAACCUGGGCUGCCAGAACAAAAGGAUCGGGAAGAGAUUGAUCCCUAGAAGAAGGAGAACGACGCAGAAGAAGCCAUCAACAAAUACCGUAAUUUUCUUUUGUUCUCACAUGACUUGGCAAGCGACUAGGCACUCCGUUGACAGAACCCGGCGGUUUGAAUUCACCAGAAUCGGUCACGGCACCCGCCAUGGUGCCGGAUAGAAAAAAAACCUUCGCCACCCAGCUCUAAACAAAAACGAAACAAUAAGAAGCGACUGCCGAAGCAAUAAGCCCGAAACAAUGAACAAAAACUCAACACGAUCAGCAACACGCCUGCUCCUGAGAACUGAUACACUUCGAGUUGUUGUUGUGUGUGUUUUUUCACUUAUUUCAUUUAGAAAUGCUCACGAAAGUACUAUAUACUCGAGAUGAUGAGAGUUACGAGCGAAUAUAAAUUGGCUGUCCAUUGCAAUUCGGCAUAUUAUUCAAAACAGACGUAAAGAAACGGAUGUAGCCAGUUGCUUUCGAAAUUUCGUAGCACAAUAGGUUCAUCAUUUUCCAGAAAAUCUCGCAUUGCAAAAGAGCGAUCGGGUUCCGGUAGGCGGUGUUCAACCUUAAUCAAAUCAUUUUACAUCGGCCAGUUAAAGCCUCCAAUUUCAUGCAAAAGUCUUCUUUGAAUACAUCUUUUAAUUUGAACUAUGGAUUAACCAUGAUUUACAAGUUUUAUCAUAUCAUAUUAUUCAUAUUAUUCAUUUCAUUUAAGAUUAUGGUUAUAUAUUCCAUAAACUAGGGUUUGAUGUAUCGUGGAAAUUCCAUUUAUACAUAGUUGAAAAGGAACAAUAGUGAACCCUUUACAUUCGUAUCGCAGACGGUGAAAGUUUUCAUUAAUUCAGUAAUUCACACCUUUUCAAAUCAAAUAAGAAGCGCUCAAAAACGCAACUCGUCGCAUUUUUUUUCGGCCAAAUAUGUCAGAUUAAGUAACAAUCGUAAAAACAACAUUAUUAAUUUCGUAAUGCACUAUAAUUCGGUGCCAGCCGAUGCGAAGAUGCUUCGAAAUCAGUGCUGAAGUGAAAUUUUAAACGAAGCGCUUAACGCUAUUUAACCAAAGCUAUAAAUGCAAGUUCACAAAAAUUAAACGUAAAAAUACACCAAUUUUCUUAGAAAAAAAACAAAUAAUAUAAGAGGUUUGAUAUUAAUUCUAACUGCGAUAAAAAAGUAUUGUUUGAUUGGAAGAAACAGAAAUGUACUGGUUUAGUAGGCAAUGGUUUGAGGAUAAAACAGCUUACAAAGUAGAUAAUAUGUAAGAAAUUGUGACCGGAAAAAUCGGCAAGAAACCAUCUGCAGCAGAAACAAUUGCACAGAAAAACGUGUGAUGUCACUAGUAGGCUAGAAGAUUGUGACGCGGGAAAAACAUCAUGGGUAUAAAUGCCCCACAGAAAAGCAUAAUUUCUAUAAUAAAUUGAUUUUGUAGUUUUUGUUUUCGAAAUUCAUUCUGAGGUGAAUAUAAUGGGAGCUAAGUCCUUCACGAGAAUAAGGAAUCGAGGCGGGCCAAGUCUCACAGACCGUCCUAUACCCAUGAUGUUUUUCCGUGUCACUUGUGGAUUUUUUUGUGCGGUUGUUUCUGCUGCAGUUGUUUUCUUGUCGAUUUUUUUCCGGAAAUCGUAAAAAAUAAUAUUCCUCAGAAACUCCGGAUACUUCUUCUUUCUCAAUAUCAACCAACAAAUUUCUUACUAGUUUAGAAAAUAAAAAAUGUUACUGCUUUGAACAUAGAUAAUUCGUACUGAGGUCAUAAUUCCUAACUCUAUUAUAAUAGUAAUAAAAGUAUCACUUGAUUACAUUAAA
Toxorhynchites rutilus septentrionalis is the source of this 8797-nucleotide messenger RNA. Its product is annotated as endoplasmic reticulum metallopeptidase 1-like. Lineage: Eukaryota; Metazoa; Arthropoda; Insecta; Diptera; Culicidae. Gene Ontology annotation, molecular function: metalloexopeptidase activity. The coding region runs from base 268 to 2913 and encodes 881 amino acids. Gene Ontology annotation, biological process: proteolysis. The record is from RefSeq and is a predicted model, not a curated record. The transcript is spliced from 8 exons.